Mytilus californianus (California mussel) is the source of this 2386-nucleotide messenger RNA. Its product is annotated as protein shisa-5-like. The coding region runs from base 94 to 630 and encodes 178 amino acids. The record is from RefSeq and is a predicted model, not a curated record. Lineage: Eukaryota; Metazoa; Mollusca; Bivalvia; Mytilida; Mytilidae. The transcript is spliced from 4 exons.
UUUAAAGAACUCAGGUAUUAGAAUUUCAACCUAUUGAUCAGUGGGCCUUUUAAAAUCAAACAUCCGUGAAAUAGUACAAUUACCAAGAAGUUCAUGUUCAAAAUGGAAGGCCAACAAUUAUAUUUGUUUUUAUUUACUUUUCUUGCUUCUGUGAUCCAGAGCAAGGCUUCUUGUUACUACUACACUAGUAGUUAUUACUGCUAUUAUUACUACAGUUACGACUAUGGGAAUAGUCAUUGGAGCACCGCACGAAUAAUUGGUUCAGCUGUUGGAGGAGGAAUCAGUUUCAUAGUGUGUAUUGUGGUAAUGAUUCUGUUAUGUAGAUUUUGUCGUAGACGUCCAGCUUACAAUGGGACAACAUUGACAAAUGGCCAAACAGUGUCUACAGUGGCUACUAGUGGAUCUCAACAACAGGGCUACAGUGCUCCAUACUAUCCACAACAGCCGGGAUAUCAGCCACUUUAUACAUAUCCUACUUAUCCAACCGGUCAGCAGACUUACCCAACCGGCCAGCCAACAGGACAACCCCCUAUGGCGGGUUAUUCUAAUUUUGCAUAUAAUCCUCCGUCGUAUGAACAAGCAGCCUAUCAAACUAAGCCAAAUGAACAACCAACUGCACCACCACAGUAAAUAUGCGACCACUUGUACUAAGGAUAUUAUUUGCUAGCAGAGUGAAAAAUGUUCUAACUUUAUUUAAUGGAGCUUUCUUUUUUAUAUUCAAACUCUCAUAUAUGUCUCCAAAUGCAUGUAUAUGAAAUGUUGCUUUAAUUCAUCCAAGAACUUUAGAAAAUGCAUUACUCCGAUAUAUAGCAAACGCCAUUGACAAUACCAAAGAGCAAAGCCAUGAUACUGUUUUUAUUAUUAAAUGUUUUUUCAAAAGUAUUCGAACACGUGGUAAUUAUACUUAUAUCAUAUAACAACAUUGGGUUUGGUAUUGAGAAUAUCUAUUGAGUCUCAGUGGUAGAAAAAAAAUCAGGAAAAAAACACUUCAAAUUUUCUACAAAUUGCAUGUGAUUUUUAUACUUUUCUCAGGUUUGAUUUAUUACAAAAUGUAUGUGGUUAAAUGGAGGUAACUUAAGUGACGUACAUCCGACAUAAUUAUUAUCAAUGCGUGUUGAAGGCCAUAGGAUGACCUAUAUUUGCUUAUAUCCAUGUCAUUUGGACUCUGUGGAUAAAUGUCUCUUGUGCAAUCAUUCGACAUCUCCCGUUAUUUCUAUAUUGCUAUAGUUUCGCAAUGACAUUGUUUUUUUAAAUACCCUAUCUGUCAUUUCGUAAUCAAUGCUGGACAAUAAAAAAGGCAGCUCAGAUAAAACUUUAGUCAAAGCGUUAAACAAAGGAAUGAUUGACAAGAUCGAUUUUGAUAGAUAAACACGUCUACCUUAGCAAACAUAAAUUGUAAGACUUAUACAUGGUGUUGAUAUAUAAAUGUUUGUAGUCUCAAGGUACUUUUAAAAAUAACAUAUGAUUCCUACAUACUGAAAUAAUAUGAUUAACACUGUAAAUAUGUAUUUGUUUGUGUGUGCUCACAAGAUGUAUACAUUUAUCCACUGUAGUUCUAAAUACAGUUGUAAAUAUAUGAUCUAUACCUUGCACAUGUAAUGUGGAGAAAGCUUUUAUAGGAUGUGCCUGUUGCUCAAUCCUAUUCAUAUCUUAAUGAAUAUAUAGUAUUCUUGCUAUGGUGUAAGUAACUUACAAACGAUAAUUACGAUACAUUACGUCAUCAUUUGUGCGCACGGUCAACGCUUUUAAAACCCUAUAAAAUUACUAAAAGAAGCAUUCAAUUCUUAUAAUUACAUUUUUUUGCUAGGAUUAUAAAAACACGAUUUCUAUCAAGUUUUUCUUUUAUUUACCUGUGCAUUUUAUUGUGGAAGCUCGUGUCGUCAUGAAUGUUACAUUUCAUUUAGAAAUGAAGGUUAAUUUCAGAAUGACGCGAGACUGCUGUUAGUCAAUCAAAAUAACGUAUUAUAAUGAAACAUACAAGUAAUGAAAUUAUGAUACACACAAAAUUGUUACAUUCAUUUCACCUUUUUUUAUCUAAAUUUUUUACCUUUGUAAAAAAAGUAUCAACAUAAAUCAUAUAUUACUUCUCACUUUAAAGUAGCUUUUUUCGUGAGAAAUUAGUAAAGUUUGACGUAAGGGGCCUUCGAUUCAUGCGAGUUUAAUCAUAUGUUUGAUGUACAAAAAUGUACGUCAGCAUAAGGAUCGAUGUCGUUUGAAUGUGAUCAUAUAAAUGUCACAUAAAUUUAUAAAGUACAAAUUUACAAGUUUUAUGAUAUGGUGCUUUUUAUAAUGCUUAAUACAAUCUAUUGAAAUGAAGUUUUUUAUUUUAUAUUAAUGAGUGUUUUUUCUACUGUAGAUAGAACAAUUAAAAUGGAUUCUUAAUACA